UCAAUGACAGUGUAAGACCCGAGAGCUUAUGCUUUAAACCCACAAAUCAAUGGCCCUUUUUCUGUCACCAUCUUCCUUAAACCCUUCGCUUUCUUCUCCCGACAACCAACAUUGUACUACAAACUCCCUUCCCAAACCUGCGCAACUCACUACUGGUCAUGCCGUCCCUUCCAAUCUUCCAUCUCUCUCGACCAUAUCGUCACCUACAACCCCAAUAACUCCAUUACUAAAACUGCACAAAGACAACUCUCCUCACUCUUCUUCCGACCAUCUGUUUCCUUCACUUUCUUUUUCCAAUAUUCUCUUCUUUAAAUCAGCGUAUAAUGUUCAGGUUAUAGCUGGGGAGAACGAGCCGGAAGAGAAGCUCAUCGGCCGCUUUCGUAGAGAGGUUCUCAGGGCUGGAGUUAUCCAAGAGAGUAAGCGCCGAAGAUUCUUCGAAUCCACUCAGGAAAAGAAGAAACGCAAGUCUCGUGAAGCUGCUAAACGAAACAGCAAAAGCAUGCUGAAAAACUCCUGAUUCCAGCUAGCUGAGCGCCUGAGCCCAAGUAUUUGCUAGUACUAUCAUACUGUAAGCACAAUUAACUGGUGGAUGCUCGCUUUUCCUUUUCGCCCUCUUUUGCUCUUUUGAAAGUUCGGGGUUGGGUGUCAGCAGCUAAAAAAGUCAUAGGUCCUUUAAAUAUAAAAUAAGAUGCCUUCCUAGUGUGGAUUUUGUCCAGAUAGGUAAAGUGAAACCUGGAAUCUUUUAGAGAAGCAUCUUGGUGUUAUUUUUUCCUAGGAGUCACAAUUGAAUUGCAUUAAUUCGUUAAUUUAAAUGUGUUGAGAUGAUAACUCUUUGCAAUGCCUGGCCAUUUUCAAUCCCUAGCCAUUUCCCAACAAUGAGUGAUUUGAAUUCUUCAGUUUUUGGAUGCUUAUGACAAACCCAUUCCUUUAAAGAAGAAGCAUUUGGGUAUUAUCUUUUCCUAGGACUCACAAUUGAAUACGUUAAUUCGUUAAUUAGAAUGCAUUGAGAUGCUAACUCUUUGCAAUGCCUGACCUUCUUUAAUCCCUAGCCAUUUCUUAUCAAUGAGUAAUUUAAAUUCUUCCAUUCUUUGGAUGCUUAUGACAAACCCAACAUUUACUGAUUUCUGAAACUCUUGUGGGCACUUCUAAAGGAAGGUCUUUUUAUUUAAUAUUGAAGAAGCUACAUUGCAUUUUUGAACACUAUUAUAUCAGCAAGAGUGUGUUUAGAGUAUCCUUAACUGCAUCUUGUGGACUGGCUGGAGAGGAACAAGGCAUGCUUUGAGGGGAAGAGGUUGCAGAUAUACAACAACAACAACAUAUCUAGUGUGGUCCCACAAGCAGAUACCUAGAAUAAAAAACAAAUGUAUUAAGAAUUUUGUGUUAUAGUAAUACUCUAGAUAGAUUGGAUCAUUAUUUGGACUUUAUGUACUUGUUACUUGUUAGAGGGGAAUAUGUAACAUGUUUGGUGUAAGAGCUGUAGGGAUGUCUUGUACUUGUUUCUUUACCAUCUUGGCACCAGUUGAUAAAACUUUUUGACUUUUCAAAAAAAAAAAAAUAUCGGCAAGAAUGUGUUUACACUUUUUCACAUAAUUGUCUAAAAAUAGGGAUCAGAGUUCAUUUGGGGGUGUGCAAAACUUCUCCUAGCAUCCAAGUUAGCUUUCUUUUGUUCCUUUGGAGUUUUUUCAUUACAUCUCUUGUCAUAUUCAAUGGACCAUUGUUUCAAAGUGCCAGACACAAGUGGUAACCUGGAAGUAGACUGCAUGGACGAAAUUUUUAAACAUAGGGGAUUGGACGAGCAUAGUCCAUAGCAUUAUGCUUCCUCUCCUUCCUUCCCUGUCGCCUGUGCAGGGGAGAAAUGAGAAUUACGAAGGCAGCCCUUCGAAAACUUCCGAAAUGAUGAUGCACACUUUAAUCUGAUGGUGCUAACUUGAGGAAUAUAAUUGAAUGGCAUUUGCAGUUGUUCAUUGACUUUGGUGCUAAGUCUAUCAGGUCUUAUUUGAUUCUAUUUUCUUCACUUUCAGCCAUGUGAUCACAGGUUCUAGAGUAAGUUUAGGCUGGUAUAUUUAGCUCUAGUCCCUGAAAUAAUGGAUAUAUUUGGUGAAUUUGAGGUCAGCAAAAGAUAGAUUACCUUUUGUCAUAUUAAUCUUGGGAAGUAAUAGAUUGAGUGUAAGAUAAACCGAUUGGAGGGAGGUAAUGAGCAAGAGAUUAAAUGGAUCCUCUUGGGAAUAGAAACUUGCAUUUUAAUUCAUUAUCAGAUUUGUCAGAUGUUGACAACUUGAGUUCUUUUGUUGUAUUAAUCUUGGGAAGUAAUAGAUUGAGUGUAAGAUAGACCGAUUGGAGGGAGGUAAUGAGCAAGAGAUUAAAUGGAUCCUCUUGGGAAUAGAAACCUGCAUUUUAAUUCAUUGUCAGAUUUGUCAGAUGUUGACAACUUGAGUUCUUGUGCUUGUCCUUGCAAAUUUUGCCUUCAAAUUGGAUAGCUUAGUUUUAGUGUUGUUAACUCUUAAUGUAUCGUA
This is a messenger RNA of Nicotiana tabacum (common tobacco), 2513 nucleotides long. The record is from RefSeq and is a predicted model, not a curated record. Lineage: Eukaryota; Viridiplantae; Streptophyta; Magnoliopsida; Solanales; Solanaceae.